Tribolium castaneum (red flour beetle) is the source of this 2432-nucleotide messenger RNA. It is a transcript of the gene Rhp, whose product is annotated as Rhophilin. The transcript has 8 exons. Gene Ontology annotation, molecular function: protein binding. NCBI's taxonomy places the organism in Eukaryota, Metazoa, Arthropoda, Insecta, Coleoptera, Tenebrionidae. The record is from RefSeq and is a predicted model, not a curated record. The coding region runs from base 182 to 2170 and encodes 662 amino acids. Gene Ontology annotation, biological process: signal transduction; negative regulation of stress fiber assembly.
UAUCCUUCGUGCGCACUCACCUCUAGCCUUAGGUGGGGGAUGAACAAGCAUUGUCGUUCACGUUGUUCACCUCUACGGACACGCUUCUGAUAUUUCCGCGCCGCUUUUCGAACUAGGUCGCAGAUUCAUCUUCUUCACAGUGACAGUGCAGGAAAAAAGUGAGAAGGGAAACAAUGUGAAGAUGUGCGAGAGUGAUUUGCGAAUAGAGGACUUCAGCGACUUGCCGAAGAAGCCCUUCGUACGAGGAUCUGAUCCCCGGGUGGCAACAUGUCGAGGAAAACUCCAAAAUCGGCGCUCGAAGCUCAACCAGGAGAUCAACAAGGAGUUGAGGCUGAGAGCUGGAGCCGAGAAUUUAUUCAAAGCUACGACGAAUCGCAAGUUGAAGGAAACUGUGGCUUUGGAGCUCAGUUUCGUCAACUCCAACCUCCAGCUGCUGAAGGAGCAGCUGGCGGAGUUGAACUCGUCGGUGGAGCUGUACCAAAGCGACAGCACCGACGCUGUCAUGCCCAUGAUCCCCCUUGGCCUGAAAGAGACAAAAGAGAUCGACUUCCGGGACCCCUUCAAGGACUUCAUCCUGGAGCACUACAGCGAAGACGCCAACCAAUACGAAGAUGCCAUAGCCGACUUCAUGGACACGCGCCAGGCCAUAAGGACACCCUUGCGGGACACCACCGGCAUAUCCCUGCUGUUCCGCUACUACAACCAGUUGUAUUUCGUUGAGAGACGUUUUUUCCCGCCUGACAGAUCCCUCGGGAUCUACUUCGAGUGGUUCGAUUCGCUAACGGGAGUGCCAUCGUGUCAAAGGACUGUAGCUUUCGAAAAAGCGUGCGUUUUGUUCAAUAUGGGCGCGAUUUACACGCAAAUUGGUGCUAAACAGGACCGUUCCACGGCGAAGGGAUUGGAUGCAGCCGUUGAUAGUUUUCUAAGGGCUGCAGGGACGUUUCGAUACAUUCAUGAAAAUUUCACAAAUGCGCCGUCGAUGGACUUGGGCCCUGAAAUGCUGGAAAUGCUCGUGCAACUCAUGCUGGCCCAAGCCCGCGAAUGCCUCCUCGAAAAGCUCGACCUGCAGUCAAAAGAAAGCCGCUCGAUCGACAUCUGCCUCGACCUUGCCCAAGAAGCUGCCCAUCUGGCAGACUGCUACAGCCAGGUCUAUCAACUCAUAAUGACCGAAUCCGUCCACGACUACGUCCCCUACAGCUGGAUCUCUUUAGUCCAAGUAAAAAAGGAAUACUACACCGGCAUGGCCCAUUACCAUGUUGCUUCCGGCGUACUGCACAAAGAAGCGGCAAAAAUGUCACCCACCACCAAAACCACCCUACAGUUUUUACACGCGGAAACGGCCUCCACACAGCUCGACAUCAGGUUACCGAAAGACGACGCCGAACGAAGACUUUUAGGUCGCGCGCACUUGAGAGAGUCCCUAGUCCUGCACGAGGAGUGCCAGAGGUUGCACCGGAUGUGUCGCGAGCUGAGAGGGAAGCAGGCCCUUACAGCGGUCCUAAGAAAUGCCCACAAAACGGCCCUUCAGGCCUACACGAACAACGAGAAUGAGGACGACUUCAGCGAUGUUCUGGACCCGCCCCGGGUGCAAGCUGCGACCAAAUUCCAACUGGCUUUGACGCCCCCUGACUUCGCCCAGUACCGCGUCAACGACCUUUUCCGGGCUUUGGGCCCCAUUGCGAUUUUCUCGGCGAAAAGGCACUGGACGGCGCCCCGUCUCGUGCAACUACACCGUGGCCGAACCUCUGAAGGUUUCGGCUUUUCAGUCCGAGGAGACGCCCCCGUGAUUGUUGCAAUAGUUGAAUCAAAUUCACUUGCAGAGUUCGGCGGCGUCAAAGAGGGUGACUUCAUCGUGGCAAUUAGCGAUAAAGAUGUUAAAUGGUCCUCGCACGAUGAAGUCGUGGCGCUUAUCAAAAACGCCGGCGAUUCCUUAAGUCUCAAGCUGGUCACUCCGAUGGACAGGAAUUAUCUUAAAGUUGGUCCGACAAAGUCGACAAAAGGGUCCAUUUCCACGCAUAGUAGUAGUUCGGGGGUUUCUAGCGGGAUGUCUAGUCCGUCGGGGUCCAUGGCACAGCACAAAAAUAAUAAAAGGUUGGGGUGGAUUCCGUUUAAACGGCAUUCCUCGUCAAGGGAGGGCAAAGAUUUUUUCGAGAAUGUUAUUUUGAGAUGAAUUAUUGUGUAGUUAUAUCGACUUUAUGUCACUGUACUGAUACGAGAUUUAUUUAUUUUUUUAUCGUAACUACGGUUAAGUAAAAUGAAUGAUUGAGAUGUCGUAAUGUGUACAUUAACAUUCUUAAACAUUAUUAUUUAUAGUCGGUACUGUACAACACAAUUUUUAUUAUUUAUGUAUUAGAGAUUUAUAUUGUUAUUUGUUUGUACAUUGUAUUUAUGAAUGAUGUCUACGAUAGAACCCAAAUAAAAACUAUAUUCAA